Anopheles aquasalis is the source of this 1194-nucleotide messenger RNA. RefSeq lists its product as uncharacterized. Lineage: Eukaryota; Metazoa; Arthropoda; Insecta; Diptera; Culicidae. The record is from RefSeq and is a predicted model, not a curated record.
GAUGGAACAGAAAUUUGUUCAUUUCAUCAAAUUUAACGGUUACUUGAUAGUGGCCCUGGUUUGCUACUGUUCGUUCGUCCGAACGGUCGAGUGGCUGGCGCUGCUACAGUCCUGGUACCAGUAUCCGAGUCAGCUAGGCUGGUUCCGGCGGGAUCAUCCUAUCGUCGCCGGAGUGCUGCUCCUUGGUUGGAUCACCGUCGCUGCCUUUCUCUAUCAGGGACUGAAUCUGGAGGUUGAAGCGUUCGUCCUACCGAUCGGGUACCUAUUCGCGCUGGAAAUGCUGAUCGUUGCGGUGCAGGACGUGAUCAGCACAUGGAACGAUGAUGCCGAUGAGCGCUUUUUGCGCGACGGGCAGGAUGUUGUGAUGUGGGGUGUGGCGGUCGUAUACUUCUACUACACACUCUACAUCCUGCGGAGACUGUUCCGGAGUCGGCAGCGUGAAGCUGGCCUUCCCUCAGUGACAGUAAUACCAGAGUACUCCGCCACCAGGAAACCGAUUUAUCCACUCGCCGUGGUGCAGUAGAUGCAAGCACACCACAGGCGAAAAGACGGAAGCAACGGCAACCAUAUCUUCCUCCCAAAAACAAACGUAUAUCAAAGUCUGACCCUAACCUUCGCGGUCUUCUUGGCAGUCAUGGGUUCUUUAUCGAUGAAGGUAUCGGAAAGCGCCUUUCAACUUGACGCCGCAGUCAUUAGAUAGCAAAUUUUGGGGAGCCGCAAUGGAGCCACCACACUCGCGGUCUCCGCUUUCGGAGCUGAUAAUGAUUGGUGUAAAAUCAAUAGAUAAGUGCGCGUGCGGUGCACUUGGGGGAGUGAUGGCAAAGUGAAAUGAGCUGUUCGACAGUCGAGGUGUUAGGUGAAGGAGGACCCUGCUCGGUGACGGUUAUUCGUCAAUCAGUUCGAUGAUUCGCUGCGGAAAUGGCGUGUGCUCCUCAUUGUUACGCCCGGUGUCCGGCUGACAGAUGAUUGACUUGAAUGUGUCAAGGUGUCUAAUUCAGAAGUACUUCAAGUGAUGCGAUACCUCUUGAUUAACAGCGUACGAGUAAGACGAAUGAGGGGCUCGUUCCAAUCGAUUAUUACUUAAUUACAACAUAGCUGAUACGAUGCGAUACAGCGGAGGGCUCGAAUAAAUAAUGUACAUAUUAAUUAGUUAAUCUUUGGCCGUUGUGUGAAUGAUUGAAUAAACAUCGAAAU